CGAGCGGCAGCGACCCAGCUGACGGUACUCUCUACUUGGAUGAACUUAUUGCGACGAACCCGUCCGGAUCAGAGAGGCUGACUGCGGAGAAAAGGCCAUUCUGAAGCGAAUGAAGAAACAACUCAUCUUUCACUUCACAUACAGAGGACUUCUAACGAGAGGAAAAAAGAGAAGAAAAUGGAGUAUAAGUUACGAAAAGCUGAACCCAGAGACGUGUCUGAUAUAUUGCGACUGGUGAAGGAGCUUGCAAAGUACGAAGAGAUGGAGGAACAGGUGAUGGUGACUGAACAAGACCUCCUGGAGGAUGGAUUUGGUGACACCCCGUUCUACCAAUGCUUUGUAGCUGAAAUCCAAGGAGAAGAGAACCACAGUGAGGAUCCGAAGGCGGUGGUGGGCUUCGUCAUGUACUACUUCACCUACGACCCGUGGGUUGGGAAGCAGCUCUACUUGGAGGAGUUCUACGUGAUGGGGGAGUACAGAGGGCUCGGCAUCGGUACGGACUUCCUGCGUCACCUCAGUGAUCUCGCCAUGAAGACGCGCUGCACCGGCAUGAUGUUCGUGGUGGCGGAGAACAACCAGCCGUCGGUCCAGUACUACAAGCGGCGCGGCGCCGAGGACCUCUCGCAGGAGGAGGGCUGGAGGCUCUUCAGGUUCGACAAGAGCAGCCUGGCGAAGAUGGGCACGCCGGCCGAGGAGUGAGGAGGAGGAGAGUCUGACCCUUGACCCGGAGCUCGGCUGCUUUUUCUGACGAGUCAAGUGAUUGAAUCUGAUGUCGCCGCCGCCGCGUUCCCAGAGGACGGGGCGGCGGCGUGCAGCAGCCGGCUCCGGCAACGGUCCGCCUCUCUGGCUCCAAUCAGACGAGUAGAUGUUCAGCAUUUUAUCUUUAAACAAAAGGGGAAUUUAUCGUUCUGUAGUUCGUAAUCUUAGUUUGUGUUUGUGGUAAUAUAUCUGGAGCGUGUGAUUCAUUUUUUUAAAGUUUUGAUUCGUUUGACGUUCAGGAAGAUUUUCCAAUAAAACCGUAACUUCUCACGA
Molecule: messenger RNA, 1032 nt
Organism: Pseudoliparis swirei
Lineage: Eukaryota; Metazoa; Chordata; Actinopteri; Perciformes; Liparidae
Product: diamine acetyltransferase 1-like
Exons: 6
Coding region: 178-699 (173 amino acids)
Molecular function (GO): N-acetyltransferase activity
Source: RefSeq, a predicted model, not a curated record